CAACCAUUGCUUCGACACAGGGAUCAUUAUUGCCGCAUCAGCCGCCGUCAUCAUCGGCAUCCAUUUCAUCGGCGGCUGAUUGGCCAUCAUCGUCACCAAACACCGUUGCACCUUCUCAAUUACAAUCUUCAUUAUUAUCAUCAUCUCCAUCAUUAGGGCCAAAUUCCUCUACACCAUCUGCACAGCAGCAACAUCAUUCACUAUCUUCUCAUCUUGCAUAUCAAUCUCCGCAUCAUUACUCGCAACAGCAUCAACAUCUGCCCCAUCUGAAUGGAGGUGGUCAAUCAGUGGUUUCUGCAAGCAACAUCAAUCACCAUCCACAUCAUCACCCACAACAAUCAUCUCAAGCUAGUCCUCUUGGUUCACAACAGCAAAUGAUGUGUGGCAGCGGAAAUGGAUCCACUACACCAAACGGUCAUCAGAUGUAUCAUCAGCCGCAACCAUCGUCAACAUCAUCAUCACCGGCAAUGAUGAUGACGACAUCAUCCCCACGUGCAGCUGGUGGUGCGGCAUCUGCAUCCAGUUCGCCUGGGUACAGUAGCCAUAUGCAACAACAACAGCCAUUCCAUCAACAACAAAACCAUCCAUUGACUCCAACACAGAAUCAUGCCUCGACACCAUCACCUCAACAUGGUCAAUUUCAGCCAAGUCGGACGCCUCCGAUGGCCACAUCUUAUGGCCAAUCUCCGUUAAAUCAUAUUGAACAUAAUUCAGGAGCUGUUCCAAUACAAGGAAAUGGAGGAGCCUGUUACGAUGUUGUCAACAGGUUGAAAAAUCGUUUGGAUGGCUAUCGUUCGCAUCAUGACCAAUCAAUGGCCAAAGAACAACCAUUCCUCGAACAAUAUAAUCAAAAAAUAAAGCUAGAAACCUCGCGGCUAGUCAAAAAACAACAAGCCGCUAAUGAAGUUGCCGCACAAGCUACAGGAAGAAAGAAGCAGACAAGCGGAGCGAAUUCUGCUUCUGGAGGUGGUCGAUCGCGUGGCGGAAACGCGGGUGGAAAUAAACGAUCAGCCAAUUGUUUAAUGCUCGAUUCAUCGAAUAGUCCAUUGAACACGAUGACACCACCGAUGACAGUAGGAUCCUCAUCACCAACGCCUGGAGCUACGGGUGCAGCAACAACUGGUCCAACCAAAGCCAAAAUGCCCAGAAUGACUGCCAAGCAGCGAAAACAAUUGAAACAACAACAACAACAACAAUUGGAACAGCAGCAACAACAACAACAACAAAUGAUGAGUGGUGGUAUUACUAAUUCUCAAUUAAUGAUGUCAAUGAGUGGUGGUCAUAACCAACAACAACAACAAGCUACCUCACAACAACAAUCCAAUAAUGAUAUGCUAAUGAAUGGAUCAUCAUCGCCUUCUGUCUAUAAAUUUGAUCCAAACCAUCAUUCGCCUCAUACGAAUGAUAUCAAACCACCUCCUAUGAACUUUUUAAGUCAAAGUUCUGGCUUGUCGUCGUCAUAUCACCACCAACAUCAAAAUGUUUCGAUCAAACAAGAAGAUUUUAGUGGCGCCAAUAGCGGAUGUUCUAAUCCAUUUAACCAACUUGAUGCUACAUCGCUUCAGGAUCUACUUAUGGACAAUGGGUCUACAACGAUGAACAAUCAUCAACAUCUUCACCAUCAGCAGCAACAGCCGCAGCUACAAAAUCAGUAUCAUCAAUCCAAUACGGAUGAUGAUUCCAAAGAUCUGAUUAAUCAAAUUUUGGAAAUGGAUCCAGAUGGAACUGGUCACACAUCGAACGGUAUUGCUUCCAAUGGUCCUUCAAAUGGACAAUUCUCGGUUUUCUCUAAUCCAACAGAUAAUUCAUCUAUAUUCGGUUCUUCGGCCGAUGAUUCUAUUCUAUCGAAUCGUUUCGGUGAUGAAGAUUUUAUUACGAAAGUGUUAGAAGAUUUAAACAAAGGAUUUCAAAAUGACCCGGUUCCCACACCAACGAAUAAUCAACAAUCAUACCAGCAACACAAUUCGAACCAUCAACAGCACAACAUUGAAAGUGGUGGCUACAAUCCUCAUUACAGCAGCAAUUCUGGCGAAUCAGUCCAUUCACCUAUGAUGAAUGGUCACAUUCAUUCAAUCAAUUCUAUAAGUUCUCAUCAUUCCCAGCAAACAAUGGAUCCUGCAAGCAAUUCUUUUCAUUCAUUCUCAAAUCCAUCUACACCUGGUUCAACGAUAAAUUCAAUGAACAUGAAUCCAGGUUCAGCUGCUUCUUGUGGAUCAGGUGCUUCGUCCCCAAUGAAUUCUCAUCAUUUUCAUCAACAACAAACAAAUGGUCCUCAUCAGCAACUGCCUAAUUUCCAUCAAUUACGACAACAAACACCAGCUGGUCAACCUAAUAGCACGCUUCCCUCAUUUCAUACCAUCGGACCGAUGAAACAACAACAGCAAACAAAUCUAAUGGUACCGAAUAAUGCUAGUAAUGGUAACGUCGGCGGCCAUCAAUCACCUCGAAUGAAUCCCCAACAAGUGCCUCAACAACAACCAAACGGUAGCAAUAAUUUCGCUCAAUCACAACAAAUGAUCACUAACAAUCUACAGACGUCAUCGAUGACGCCUACGCCACCACUUGGAUCACAAUCACCUCUAAAUAGUCAUGUGAUGAUCAAAUCUCCUUACGGUGGUUCAGCAGGAGGUCGUCCAAACUCAACCGGACCACCAACUGCAACAGGACCAAAUAGUGGAGCUCAAGCUUCAAAUCUUUUAUUACAACCAGUUGUUCCAAAUCCAGAUUCUGCGGUAGCCAACAACAAAAUGAUUGUAUCAUCUCCUAGAUCAGCCAUGUGUCAACGUGCGACACCAUCACCCGGCGUUACAAUUUCAUCACCACUUCACCAUCCUCAUGGUGCAACAACAUCUACAACCAUGUCAAUGCCGUGUCCAUCUUCAACUCCGCCAACACCGAAUAACAAUGGUACGGGGCCGAAUGCUUCGGUCGCAUUGAAACAAAUGGCACAGGCUCAGCAAAAUAAAUCACUGUGGAAUCAAAUUCAACAGGCCCCUUCACAAACCAAUGAAUUUUAUCAUAAUUCUGCACAGCAACCACCUCAACAACAACAACAACAACAAGUAACGCAAGGGCAGCAACAACAAAUGAUAAGACAUCCGAACAUGAUCGGAUCUCAACGUAUGAUGAACACUAUGCCAUCACAGGCUAAUUAUUCACCGCAACAGCAAAUAUUGUCUGCUCAGCUUCAACAGAAUAUAAACAAUAGCCAACAACAGCAAUACGCGACGAGGCCUCGAGGUUCAAUGAUGAAUCAGCUAAACAAUAGCCAACAACAGCCUUCUUCGACGACGUCCUAUCAACAGCAAGCGCCUACAAAUCAAGUAAGAGCACCGAAUUAUUAUCAACAACUUGGCCCAUCGCCAAAUGCUACGGCACAGGGUAAUCAACCUCGACUGAUUCGCAAUCAAAACAUACGAGCCCAACGAAUGAUGCAACAACAACAACGAAUGCAACAGCAGCAACGAUUUCAAACAGGGCCAAUGAGACCGACGACUGGAUAUAAUCCUCAACAGUCGCAAAUGACGCCUUAUAAUAAUAACAAUAAUUCCAUGGGUACUGUUGGUGCUGCUACACCGUCAAUGAUGUCCAUGCCACAGCAACAGCAAAGAUUUAUGUCUAAUCAGAAUGGAUCAACAUCAAAUAUGGAACAACAACAAUAUAACAGCGGCGGUGGUAGUUGGCCACAACAACAACAACAAUCUCAGUCAAUGAUGGCGCCUAGUCAACAACAACAACAAUCACAGCAAUAUUCAUCGAUGCUACAGCAGCAGACAAAUUAUGGUCGUAAUAAUAAUCCUGGUCCAGGUCCUGGUGGAGGUUAUUUUUGAUUCAAUUAGUCAAAAUCUAUUGUCAGCCAUACUGCCUUGUAAUUUUUUCGAAUUUGUAUUUUGUGUUGGUUGCUCAUUUAAAAAUUCCAACCUGAAUUGCCAUAGCCCAACCACAUGGUUACAAAUCUCAUACAGAAU
This is a messenger RNA of Dermatophagoides pteronyssinus (European house dust mite), 3968 nucleotides long. RefSeq lists its product as uncharacterized. NCBI's taxonomy places the organism in Eukaryota, Metazoa, Arthropoda, Arachnida, Sarcoptiformes, Pyroglyphidae. The record is from RefSeq and is a predicted model, not a curated record.